Messenger RNA from Rhopalosiphum padi (bird cherry-oat aphid), 941 nucleotides. RefSeq lists its product as uncharacterized. The record is from RefSeq and is a predicted model, not a curated record. Lineage: Eukaryota; Metazoa; Arthropoda; Insecta; Hemiptera; Aphididae.
AUGGAAAUGGUCAAAGCAGUGGACAAUUACGAAAAAAACGAAGAAAAAUUACGAAAAACCAAACGCAUGAGAAUGAGCACUACGACAUCGGGAUUUCGAGAAGUCGCUUCAGCAUUUAAUGGUAUGUGCAAAAAUUUUUUUAAAAAAAAUGUAGAAAAUAUUAAAGACUACGAUACAUUUUUGGAGUUUUCUAAAUCUAGUAUUAGGGAUUUGCUUUAUAAUAAAGUCCCCAUAAAAUAUAGUAUUAAAGUUGAAGCGACGUAUGAGAUCCCCAACACUCAAGUGAAAGAAAAUAGGUCAUUUAAAACAUUAUGCACCUCGCUGUUCUUAGCCUCGGAUAUUGAUAAAAAUAUAGACGCAGAUUUUAUUAAAAUCAAACAAGAGGAAAAUGACAUGAUGUUAAAAGGAAGUGUUUUUUCAUUACUCAGUAUUGAUGGUAUUCUAAUUAAUGUAAAUAAAUAUACGCCAAUAGGAGGUUCCUCAUAUAUACCUUUACCUGCAUGUAUAGAGAGAAAAAAAGCAACUAUCAACGUGCAGAACACAGAUGAAAAAUAUUUCAAGUAUAGCAUCUUAGCUAAGCACGUAUGCACGUAUAUGCACCCAAUACAUGCAGAAAGAAUAACAUCAAAUUAUAGUGAAGUUGAAAAUAUUUAUGAUUUUUCUGGUUUGACUUUCCCAGUAUCAUUAAAAGAUGUUGAAAAAUUUGAAAAAAAAAAUCCUGGAGUUUCAAUUAAUGUUUAUGGAUUGAAAACUGGAAAGCUGUUACAUAAAAAUAAUGUCAAAAAUAAUGGUAAAUUUAAACAAAAAUUCGAACAAACAAUCGGAUACCCAAAAAAAGUAUGUGAGGAAGAAUUGGAAGAUCACCAUGAUUUAUUAUUGAUCGGAGACGGCAUGGGUAAAAAACAUUAUUGCCGAAUAAAUAAUUUAUAAAUUAUAAUUAU